CCCAGCCUGCCCUGGUCUCAAAGUUUCAUGCCAUCACUAAUAGUUCUGUUCUUGGUUUUGCAGCCGGAACCCAAGCCUGGAGACCUGAUUGAGAUUUUCCGCCCUAUAUACAGUCACUGGGCCAUCUAUGUUGGUGAUGGAUAUGUGAUCCACCUGGCUCCCCCAAGUGAAAUCCCAGGAGCUGGGGCAGCCAGCAUCAUGUCUGCUUUGACGGACAAGGCCAUAGUGAAGAAAGAGCUGCUGCGUGAUGUGGCUGGGAAGGACAAGUACCAGGUCAACAACAAGCACGACAAGGAGUACACCCCGCUGCCUCUGAACAAGAUCAUCCAGCGGGCCGAGGAGCUGGUGGGGCAGGAGGUGCUGUACAGGCUGACCAGUGAGAACUGUGAGCACUUCGUGAACGAACUGCGUUAUGGAGUCCCUCGGAGUGACCAGGUCAGAGAUGCCGUCAAGGUGGCGACUGUCACUGGAGUGGGCUUGGCGGCCUUGGGCCUCAUUGGAGUCAUGCUCUCAAGAAACAAGAAACAGAAGCAGUGAGCUGAAUGACUAUCCAGCUUUAGGGCUCUUCUUUUGCUAGAGGGUUAGAGUUUGAUUUAUAGAUUCUACUGCUUUAUAAUUAGGUUUAUUUUCACAAUAUGCAAUAAACUACAAGAAGGGAAUUUUCAUGGAG
Molecule: messenger RNA, 670 nt
Organism: Rattus rattus (black rat)
Lineage: Eukaryota; Metazoa; Chordata; Mammalia; Rodentia; Muridae
Product: phospholipase A and acyltransferase 3
Exons: 3
Coding region: 28-537 (169 amino acids)
Biological process (GO): N-acylphosphatidylethanolamine metabolic process
Cellular component (GO): cytoplasm
Molecular function (GO): A2-type glycerophospholipase activity; glycerophospholipid phospholipase A1 activity
Source: RefSeq, a predicted model, not a curated record